Messenger RNA from Pelodiscus sinensis (Chinese soft-shelled turtle), 3647 nucleotides. Lineage: Eukaryota; Metazoa; Chordata; Testudines; Trionychidae. The record is from RefSeq and is a predicted model, not a curated record.
AUGGGUCUACGGAUGUGCUGGGCGCUGGGGACAAAUAUUAGAGAGUUUGUGGUCUCCACGCCCUGGCCCAGCAGAUCUGUGGGCUGCGUCCGAUGGGACGUGGUGACAGCCCCUGGUGCUUCCCUGCAGGUCAAGCUGGUGAACAUUCGCAAUGACGACAUUACAGACGGCAACCCCAAGCUCACCCUGGGCCUCAUAUGGACCAUUAUUCUCCACUUCCAGAUCUCCGAUAUCUACAUCAGUGGAGAGUCCGGGGACAUGUCCGCCAAGGAGAAGCUGCUGCUAUGGACGCAGAAGGUGACCGCGGGUUACGUGGGAGUGAAAUGCACCAACUUCUCGUCGUGCUGGAGCGACGGGAAGAUGUUUAAUGCGCUCAUUCACCGAUACAGGCCGGAUCUGGUGGACAUGGAGCGGGUGCAGAUACAGAGUAACCGGGAGAACCUGGAGCAGGCCUUUGAGGUGGCAGAGCAGCUGGGAGUCACCCGGCUGCUGGAUGCGGAAGAUGUGGACGUCCCCUCUCCAGAUGAGAAGUCGGUGAUCACUUACGUGUCUUCCAUCUACGAUGCCUUUCCCAAGGUCCCCGAGGGAGGAGAAGGGAUCAGCGCGAUAGAGGUGGAUUCGAGGUGGCUCGAGUACCAGAGCUGCGUGGACUCCCUGGUCCCCUGGAUCAAGCAGCACACGCUCCUGAUGGCAGAUGCCUCCUUCCCCCAGAACCCCGUCGAGCUGAAGGCGCUGUACAAUCAGUACAUCCACUUCAAAGAGACGGAGAUCCCAGCCAAAGAGCAGGAGAAAGGGAGGAUCGAGGAGCUGUACAAACUGCUGGAGGUAAGAGCCGGCGUAGCUGCGGGCCGGGGCGCUUGCUACACGGAGACGCUGGCCAAGCUGGAGACCCAGUACUGCAAGCUGAUGGUGAGCGGGCAUUUCCCAGCAUGCUCUGCUGCCCGCGAGUCCCGCCUCUGCACCCCGCACCCUAUUCCCCUGGCACAGGAUACAGGGCUGGAAUUGCUGCUCCAGAUCGCCAACAAAAUCCAGAACGGUGCUCUGAGCUGUGAAGAAAAACUCACCCUCGCCAGGAACACGCUGCAGGCCGACAGACCCAGGGUGGUGGUGGGGGGCGGGCGCCGUUCCAGCCGUCUGCCGGCGCCCAGAUGUGCCACGAGGCUCUUCCCUCCCCCGCUUGGCUCCAGGAUCGUCCGGCUGCAGGAUGAGCUGGUCACGCUGCGCCUGGAAUGCACCAACCUCUACCGGAAGGGGCACUUCUCCACCCUGGAGCUGGUGCGCCCGUCCACCCUGCCCCUGCCUCGCGGGAAGGCCGAGCCCUUGAGCAAGGGCACCCACACGUCCUCGGCCGCCUGGUUCCGGAAGCCCAUGACCCGGGCCGAGCUGCUGGCCAUCUCCUCCUCCGAAGACGAAGGCAACCUCCGCUUCGUGUACGAGCUGCUGUCGUGGGUGGAAGAGAUGCAGGUGGGUGAAACGUCGAGCUCCCGAUUGCGGCACCUCCAGAGCCUCUACAGCUUCGUGUCGCGGGCCACGGCGGAGAUCAUCUGGCUGAACGAGAAGGAGGAAGAGGAGCUGGCCUACGACUGGAGCGACAACAACCCCAACAUGGCAGCCAAAAGGAAUUACUUCUCCGAGCUGACGAUGGAACUGGAAGAGAAGCAGGACGCGUUCCGGUCUCUGCAGGAUACAGCCGAGCUGCUGUCCUUGGAGAACCACCCGGCCAAGCAGACCGUAGAGGCAUACAGUGCUGCCGUCCAGUCCCAGUGGCAGUGGAUCAAACAGCUCUGCUUGUGUGUCGAGCAGCACGUGAAGGAGAACGCUGCUUACUUCCAGUUCUUCAGCGACGCCCGGGAGUCGGAGACCUACCUGCGGAACCUGCAGGACUCCAUCCGGUGGAAGUAUUCCUGCGACCAGAACACCAGCCUGACCCGCCUGGAGGAUCUGCUCCAGGAUUCCAUGGACGAAAAGGAACAGCUCAUUCAGUCGAAGAGCGCCGUUGCCAGCUUGGUGGGCCGGUCCAAAACCAUCGUUCAGCUAAAGCCAAGAAAUCCGGAGCACGUGCUGCAGGGCACCAUCUCGGUCAAGGCCGUGUGCGACUAUCGGCAGAUCGAGAUCACCAUCGGCAGGAACGACGAGUGUGUGCUGGAAGACAAUUCCCAGCGGACCAAAUGGAAGGUGAUCAGCCCGACCGGCAAUGAGGCCAUGGUGCCAUCCGUGUGCUUCCUCAUCCCCCCGCCUAACAAGGAGGCGAUCGACAUUGCCAACAGGGUCGAACAGCUGUACCAGAAGGUGAUGGCCCUUUGGCACCAGCUCCAUGUGAACACCAAGAGCCUGAUCUCCUGGAACUACCUGCGGAAGGACAUUGCCCUGGUGCAAGGCUGGACCGUAGAAAAGCUCCGCUCUCUGGCCCAAGGGGAGUGCCAGCAAGCCCUGCGGAGCCUCCAGGCGCACUACGAGGACUUCCUGCAGGACAGCCGGGACUCAGCACUCCGCUCUCUGCCGGGACUCCUGCGCCUGGAGGAGGACGUGAAGAGCAGCAAGGAGCACUUCCAGCAGCUGCUGGAGUCCAGGGAGAGCGAGGACAAAGACGAGACGGCUGCCAGGACCUUUCUGUCGGAGCUGAAGAACAUCCGUCUGCGCCUGGAGGAGUGCGAGCAGAGACUCGUGGGGCGCAUCCCGUCCCCGAGCAGCGCCAGGGCCGACGGGGACGCUAUCCAGGAAAACACCGUCCGUACUGCGGAGCAGGAGCGCAUGCAGGCGAAUUUGCAGCAGCUAAAGUCUGACUUGCAGCACCUGGCUGAGAGAUGUGAGAGCUUCCUACACCAGUCCCCGACAGGGUCCAGUGCUCCACGUCUUCGGUCAGAGCUCCAGCUGCUGGUAGAGAAGAUGGAUCACGUGUAUGGACUUUCUUCUGUCUACCUGGACAAGUUAAAGACGGUGGGUGCAAUCGUGCGGAGCACCCAAGGAGCAGAGUCCCUGGUCAAAGGGUAUGAAGUGAAACUGAGCCAAGAGGAGGCGGUACCUGCCGAUCUGACAGCCAUUCAGUCUCACAGAGCUACGUUACAGCAAUGGCUCAGUGAGGUGAAGACCAAGAGCGCUGCCUUCUCUGCGUUGGAAGAGGACGUGGCCAAGGCUAAAGCCAUGGGAGAGCAGCUGUGUCGACUGAAGCAAGAGCACAGCUUGGACCUCGAGCGGUACCAGGAGAAGGGAGCGCAGCUGUGGGAUCGCUGGCAGCGAGUUGGCGCUCAGAUUGACACCCGCUGUUCGGAGCUGGAGGGCAUCCAGGAGGUGCUGCGGGAUUACCGGGCGUGCCAUGGAGAGCUGAUCCAGUGGAUCGAGGAGACCACCGCCCAGCAAGAACUAAUGAAACCCGGACAAGCAGAGGACAGCCGGGUGCUCUCCGAACAGCUGAGCCAGCAGACGGUAAGAGAGGCGCUCUGCGCACUGCAGGGUGGGUGCUGAAAGGAGCCGGACAUGGGGGGGUUUAAUGAAUCUGUUGUCUUGUAAAGCUUCCGAUCAUCACCGUCUUAGGGAUGGAAAGACUCGUGGGGUUUGCCAGGACCUGGGUGCAUUCACCACUAGCUCAGCAAAGUGGACGCCCCCGAAGGACAGUGCCUGGCCGUUACCGCUGUCGGAGAGCCCAUCAG